Molecule: messenger RNA, 325 nt
Organism: Plasmopara halstedii
Lineage: Eukaryota; Oomycota; Peronosporomycetes; Peronosporales; Peronosporaceae
Exons: 1
Coding region: 47-286 (79 amino acids)
Source: RefSeq, a predicted model, not a curated record
GCGGGAGCUUAGAGCGAUUACCACAUUCACGCAGUAACCCGUAUACAUGCUAGGCCACACGUCAACAGCAAGCAUUGAGCAAUGCGUCAUAUUUUUCUCGAGCUGCUUUCCUGCGCGUGUUGAUCAUCAGUAUGCGAUAACAUCACACAUUACUAAAGCAAAUUUUAUAGAAAACAGAGCAAACUUGCGAGCAGAGGCUUCGGUAAAGCAGCAGCACAACGUAUGUCACGUCACACCCGAACGCUGUACAUCAGCAGACGUCUUCUGCACACCAUCGUGUAUGUAAUCGAACGAAUACCCACCAUCACCUAAGUCGUCACGGAUA